Messenger RNA from Cryptosporidium ubiquitum, 690 nucleotides. RefSeq lists its product as uncharacterized. Bases 1 to 690 code for a protein of 229 amino acids. Gene Ontology annotation, cellular component: eukaryotic translation initiation factor 3 complex; cytoplasm. Gene Ontology annotation, molecular function: translation initiation factor activity; ribosome binding. The record is from RefSeq and is a predicted model, not a curated record. NCBI's taxonomy places the organism in Eukaryota, Apicomplexa, Conoidasida, Eucoccidiorida, Cryptosporidiidae. The transcript has a single exon. Gene Ontology annotation, biological process: regulation of translational initiation.
AUGGCACAGGUAGAUCAGAAGAUUAUAGAUUUACUUAAUUCAGCAUCCAGAUAUGAUGUCUCAAAUUUGGAUAUAUUCGAAAAUUGCGUAAAGGAUCAGAUAAAAAAAGGUCAAUAUAGUAUUUUAAAUAAUUUAGUUGUUUUAUUACAAUAUUCAAUUUACCCAAAAAAAACUAAUUUGGAUAUUGUACAGGAUAUUUUAUUGCUCUCAAUAAUCAGAGGCCCACUGUCAUCUGACUUUCUAUCAUGCAGUUAUCAAAUUCCAUUAUCAAUUCAGAAUGAUCCCAAUGUAAAGCAAAUCAUUCAGCUUAAUGAUUUACUAACUAGCUGUAGAUAUGCAAAUAUGUGGUCUUUAUUGAAAACAAAUGAUCAUCUCAGAAGUAAAGUUGAAAGAAUAAAAGGAUUCUACGAUUCAAUCCGCGAUAUUAUCAUAUAUUCAGUAAAUUGUUCUCAUAGUUGUAUCAGUAUCUCUGUAUUAAGUGAGUUACUCGAUUUUCCGAAGGAUUCUGCAGAGCUUAAAAAUGUUAUUGAAAAGAAUAAGUGGAUAUUGGAUAGCGCAUGCGAAAUUAUUAGGAUCCCAUUAUCUGAGAGCCCAAUUGAAAACGUUGAUUCUAAUGCAAAUAAGAACAAAUCACUUGGAAGCAAUGAAGUUAUUUUCAAAAAUUAUUUGAAUUUACUUAGCAAUAACUAA